AUCGAAAGCAAAAAUAUGUUGAAUGUUAGAUAUAGCAGUAAGAUAUAGUUCGUAUAUGGGAAUAAGCAUUUAUACGCAACUGUGGCUUGUUUAAUAAGUUAGCUCAGCUCCACAUUAAAAAUGUCAACAACUAAAAUUUGUCAACUAUGUGGAACAUUCGAAAAUCUUUCUUUGUGUGGGGGGUGUAGGAAUGCAUGGUAUUGUAGUCAAGAUCAUCAGAAAUCUGACUGGAAGGUUCAUAAAAAAUCGUGUAAAAGUAAACAACGUUCUCAAAGAUCUGACUUGAAUUCGUCAGCAUCUAUUUCUUCAUCUUCAAUUCUAUCGUCGUCGUCUGAACCAGAGUCUUUCAAUCAACAGAAAAAAAACAAAGAAGUUUGCAAAAAAACUAACAAGAGAAAACCUAAAUCAAAAACAAAUCACUUGGAUCCUUGUGGUGCAACCGAGGAAUGUAUUUCAUCGAAAGUAAAAUCAACAACAAAUUUAAGUAGCGUAGAAAAGACCGAAGUAUCUACCGGUGUUGCAAUUCAAAAUAAUUCGAAAUCGUCUGCGAAUAACAAGAAUGUUUCAAUGCAAGAAAAUACAAGCAGGGAAGUACAAUCAUUAAAACCCAAUUCUACCAGUGCCAAAACUGAUCAGACUAUUGUCCACACUCAAUCUGAACAGACACAUCAUAAAAUGACGUUAAAUACAGAACUCGUGAACUAUGUUAUUGACUCUAUGAAGAAAUAUGGUAUUUGUCUAGUCGAUAAUUUCGUUGGGGGUAAAGAAGCAGAACUUAUUUUAAAUGAAGCUAAAGCUCUUUACGAUUCCGGUAAUUUCACACAAGGUUUAUUAGUAAAUAACAAAGUCAUUUCAAAUGAAGAAACGAAAGUACGCGGUGAUAUGAUCAUGUGGGUUGACGGUAGUGAAAGUGGUUGUAAAAAUAUUAAAGGCCUUCUCGACCGCACAGAUUCUCUCAUUCUCACAUGUAAAGGACAAUUAGAUCGAUAUACAAUCAAGGGAAGAACAAAAGCUAUGAUUGCUUGCUACCCUGGAAAUGAUGCUGGUUACAUUCGCCAUGUAGACAAUCCAAAUAAAGAUGGAAGAUGUAUAACUUGCAUUUACUAUCUAAAUAAAGACUGGGAUGUUGAGAGAGAUGGUGGACUUCUGCGAAUUUUCCCUGAAGGUCAAGAGAAUGUUGCUAAUGUCAUACCAAAAUUUGAUCGCCUUCUAUUUUUCUGGUCAGAUCGCCGAAACCCACAUGAAGUACUACCUACAAAGAGAAGCCGCUAUGCAAUUACAGUAUGGUACUAUGAUGCAGAAGAAAAAGCAGCUGCUGACAAACUAAAUACCCUCAGAAAAAAGUAAUUAAAAUUCAUUAAAAUAACAGAUCUAUCAGGCUUUCAAAGAGGUCAAAUUGUUGGUGCUCAUAUAGGAAGUUCUAAUGUAACGAAAACUGUUGAAAUGUUUGGUGUCAAGAAGUACUGUUUUGAAAGUAAUGACAGCUUUUGAGAAAGAGAGGAAAACCUCCUCGUCGAAACAAAGCUCCGGGAGAAAACCAAAAUUUUCAGAUAGGCCGUUGGACUCUUAUGUGAAUUGUUAGAAAGGAUCACAAAAGUGCAGCUCCCAAAAUUACUGCAGAGCUUAAUGACCACCUCAAGAAACCACUUUCCACAAAAACUGUUUGCCAGGAGCUGCACAAAGCUAGAUUUCACAUAAGGGCUGCAAUCCAAAAACCACUACUUUCAAAAACAAACGUUGCAAAGCAUUUAGAGUGGAGUAAAAGCCUACAGAAUCGGUCCCUUGAGCAGUGGAAGAAUGUUAUUUUCUUGGACAAAUCAUCCUUUACCUUAUUUCCAACCACUGGCCGAGUAUACGUAUGGAGACAGCCAAAAGAAGCAUUUGACUAAGACAGCCUUCUUCCAACUGUUAAACAUAGAGAAGGAUCUGUGAUGAUCGGAGUGGGGGGCUAUGUCUUGGAAAUUAAUAGGCAGAAUUAAUAGUCAAGACUAUUUAAACAUUUUUUCUGAUCAAAUUCAUCCUAUGGUUGCGAACUGUUUCUGGAGGGAAACGCAAUCUUUCAGGAUGAUAAUGCACCAAUGCACAUGGCUAAA
Molecule: messenger RNA, 2093 nt
Organism: Octopus sinensis (East Asian common octopus)
Lineage: Eukaryota; Metazoa; Mollusca; Cephalopoda; Octopoda; Octopodidae
Product: egl nine homolog 1-like
Exons: 5
Coding region: 121-1347 (408 amino acids)
Biological process (GO): peptidyl-proline hydroxylation to 4-hydroxy-L-proline; cellular response to hypoxia
Cellular component (GO): nucleus; cytoplasm
Molecular function (GO): peptidyl-proline 4-dioxygenase activity; L-ascorbic acid binding; ferrous iron binding
Source: RefSeq, a predicted model, not a curated record